UCCAAAUCCAAAUACCAAAUCUUCAACUGCCAAAAUCUCAAAAAAGUAAAAUAACUGUUUGGGUUUUUUAGAUUUAUUUCUAUUUCCAAUCUUUGUGGUUGUGUUUUGUUUUUUUGUUUUUUUGUCAAUGAUUUGUAAAUCCGAUGUUUCGACUCGCCGGAAUCUGACUUUUCCGGCAGUUCGUCCCUGCGAAUCCGUACCUCCGGUCACCCUUCUUGAUUCACUGAUCACUCUCGCAUCGAAUAUAUGCGAGUACAGAUCAAAAUUAUUCUCAACAAACAAUCGAAAUGCGCGAGAAUCGAUUCGAUUGAUCGGAAUUCUCUCGAUUUUCUUCGAAGAAAUCCGAGGAAAUCGAUCCGAUCUCUGCGACUCAGUUGUCCUGAGCUUCUCCGAGCUUCACUUCAUCUUCCAGAAGCUUCUGUUCUUGUUGGAAGAUUGCACUCGGAGUGGUACUAGACUGUGGAUGCUGAUGAAGUCCAAGCACGUAGCGAGUCAGUUUCGAGUGAUGAUGAGAGCGAUCGCAACCGCUCUCGAUGUUCUUCCUUUGAGUUCCAUUGAUGUCUCGGUUGAAGCUAUUGAAUUUAUUCAGCUGGCGAUGAAUCAAGUUCGGAAGACGAGAUUUGUCGUCGAUCCAGAUGACAAAUCAGCUUCCGAGCUUGUUUUAUCGAUUUUGGGGCAAUUUGAAGGUAGAAAUGUUCCGGAUUCGAGUGAUUUGAGGCGAGUUCUGAAUCAAUUGGGGAUUCGAAGCUGGAACGAAUGCAACAGAGAGAUCAAGUUCUUGGACUCUGAAUUGAAUUUGGAGUAUUUGAGUUCAGGGAAGAGAGAUUUGGGGCUUCUGAGCAGUCUAAUUGGGCUCAUGAGCUACUGUCGAGGCGUGCUGUUCGACAUCGUUGACACUGUAUCCAUUCAUAAAUCUACCCAAAAAUCCAGCAAUUUGGUGGUUAAACAUGUUAACUUGGAUGAUUUUCUUUGUCCGAUCUCUCUGGAGAUCAUGAUCGACCCUGUGACCGUAUCGACCGGGCAUACCUACGAUCGGUCUUCGAUUCUGAAAUGGUUCAAGGCAGGAAAUUCAACUUGUCCGAAAACCGGUGAGAAGCUCAAGAGCACAGAUCUAGUCCCAAAUUUGGCUCUAAAGCGGUUAAUUUCUCAGUACUGUUACGAAUUUGCUAUUCCAGUUGCUGAGAAGAGUAGCAAGAAAAAGGACAUAACGAGGACUGUUCUUGCAGGGAGUGUAGCGGCCGGAGAAGCCAUGAAAAUGCUCGCCGAUUUCCUCGUCGGCAGGCUUGAAACCGGGACCGACGUAGAGAGAAACAAAGCCGCUUUCGAGACUCGGCUUCUCACCAAAACAAGCAUUUUUAACAGGUCUUGUUUGGCGGAGGCGGGUUCGAUCCCACACCUAUUGAAACUGCUCUCUUCAGCACAUUCUUUAAGCCAAGAGAAUGCAAUUGCAGCUUUGUUAAACCUUUCGAAGCAUUCGAAAAGCAAAAACAUUAUGGUUGAAAAUGGGGGUGUGGAAUCAAUAAUUCAGGUUUUAAGGGAAGGAGUGAAGAUCGAAGCUCGACAAAACGCUGCGGGUGCUCUGUUUUACCUUGCAUCGGUGGAGGACUACCGGGUUUUGAUCGGAGAAACUCCGGGGGCUAUUCAAGCUCUAACGGAGCUAUUAAAAGACGUUGCUGAUCGGAGCAAAAAGAACGCAUUGGUUGCGAUUUUCGGGCUCCUUAUGUACCCCGACAACCACCGGAGAGUGCUUUCAGCUGGGCUAGUCCCGUUGCUCGCGAAUCUUCUGAAAUCUUUCGAUAAAGAAGAUCGCAUUACAGAUUCUCUAGCAGUUCUUGCAACAAUAGCAGAGAAACAAGACGGAACGAUAGCGAUUCUCAGAACUGGAGCUCUGCCCGUGAUCGUGGAAAUUUUAAAUUCCAUCGCUUCUCGGGCAGGAAAAGAGUACUGUGUUUCGCUGUUGCUCGCUCUGUGCGUAAAUGGCGGAGACAAUGUGGUUCGUGUUUUAGUAAAGAACCAAUCUCUCAUGGCUCCAUUAUAUUCCCUCCUCACUGGAGGCACGUCUCGGGCGAGCAAGAAAGCAAAUUCACUCAUUAGAAUCCUCCAUGAAUUCCAGGAAAGAACCUCUUCCAGUCCGAUGACUCGGGCUUUGCCCCGGGAUCGAUUCAUCCAUGUUUGGUAGUAUAUAUAUAAUCAUCGUGUCCAUGUGAAUACAUGGAGAUUUGUUUGAGUGAAAUUAGCUCUGUUUUUUUUUUCAAGAGCUAAUUUUUACUUGUGCAGCUUCUGUUUUUUUGAUGAAGCAUUGUACAAAAUUAUAUACAGUUGUAAUCAUGAUACUUUUUUCUCAGUUCAAUAGCAAUAAGAUCGUGUUUUGGUGUAAAAAUUUCAUCACCAACAAAAG
Molecule: messenger RNA, 2398 nt
Organism: Camellia sinensis
Lineage: Eukaryota; Viridiplantae; Streptophyta; Magnoliopsida; Ericales; Theaceae
Product: U-box domain-containing protein 19
Biological process (GO): protein ubiquitination
Molecular function (GO): ubiquitin-protein transferase activity; protein binding
Source: RefSeq, a predicted model, not a curated record